AUGUUCUCCCUCAACUUGGGGCUCGUACGCCUCGGCGCGCUUGCUGUGCUGCUCUUCCAGCUCGCUGGAACGUCGGAGGCGCGUCAUCUCCCCGCCAACCCUCAGUGGACGAAGCUCGCUGCCAGGAGGGCGCAGAAUUCCCCUGCGAAACGCGCGGCGGACGCGACGACGUUCCCAGUGUUCAAUUUUACACAGCCUCUUGACCAUUUUGUGGACACCGGCUUCACGUUCCAGCAACGAUACUGGCUCAGCGACCGUCACUACAAGCCUGGCGGUCCUGUCAUCGUCUUCGAGGCGGGCGAGGGUCCAGGAGAUGAGCGUAUGCCCAUCCUCGAUACAGGCAUCCUCAACAUCCUCGCCAACGCCACGGACGGGCUCGCCAUCGUGCUGGAGCACAGAUAUUACGGGGAGUCGGUGCCUGUGCAGAAUUUCACGACCGAUUCUCUGAGGUGGCUCAACAACGAGCAGGCCGCGGCCGACUCCGCCAACUUCAUCGACAACGUCACGUUCCCCGGCAUCCCAGGCGAUCUCACGGCGCCCGGGACGCCGUGGAUAUACUACGGCGGUUCCUACGGCGGCGCGCGCGCGGCGCACAUGCGCGUGCUCUACCCGGACCUCGUCUUCGGCGCGAUCGCGUCGAGCGGGGUCGUGCACGCGACGCUCGACGACUGGCGGUACUUCGACAUUAUCCGGCAGUCCGCGCCGGCGGCGUGCAUCACGCAGGUCGAGCGCACCAUCGACGAGGUCGACAGACUCAUCACGAGCCCGAAUGCGAAGACGCGGCUCGCUAUCAAGUCGGUCUUUGGGCUGCAGAACGUCACGUAUGACCCGGACUUCGCUUCGCUGCUAUCGAACCCGCUCGGCGCGUGGCAGUCGAACAACUGGGACCCCGCGGUAGGCAGCACGUCGUUUGCGCGGUUCUGCGCGGCGCUCGGAACUCCGGACAACGCAACCGUGCACACCGUGCAAGGUAUCACGGUCAGCAACGCGACAUUCAACUACGCAACGUACAUCAACAGGACUAUAUCCAGGGAGUGCCAGCCGCCCCAGAACCAGGAUGAGUGCUUCGGGACGAUCACCGCGCCGGACCAGUUCAAGGCGACCGACCUUUCACAGACGUGGCGCUUGUGGGACUUCCAAGUGUGCACUCAAUGGGGCUUCUUCAUGACUCCCCCGCCCAAUCCUGCAACCCCGCGCAUCAUCUCCAAACUGAUCACCCAGGACUACGCCUCGCUCAUCUGCAAGCUUGCUUAUGACCCUGGAGAACACUUCCAGGUGCCCCCCGAGCCCGACGUCGAGGCAGUGAACAAGCUCGGCGGGUACAGCAUUGCGUACGAUCGCCUCGCCAUCAUUGACGGCCAGGACGACCCCUGGCGGGGCGACACCCCGCACAGCCCUGCGGCCCGCCCUCGCGCGGACACCACCUUGCGCCCCUUCAAGCUCAUCCCCCUCGCCGUGCACCACUACGAUGAGAAUGGCCUGGCAGACCCCAGCCAGGAGCCGCCGCAGAUCCAGGCUAUCCACCAGCAGGAGAUCGAGUUCGUGAAGGCCUGGCUGAAGGACUUCAAGGCACCGUCGAAGCCGUAG
This is a messenger RNA of Trametes versicolor FP-101664 SS1, 1587 nucleotides long. Its product is annotated as peptidase S28. Lineage: Eukaryota; Fungi; Basidiomycota; Agaricomycetes; Polyporales; Polyporaceae. The transcript has 11 exons. Gene Ontology annotation, molecular function: serine-type exopeptidase activity; dipeptidyl-peptidase activity. Bases 1 to 1587 code for a protein of 528 amino acids. Gene Ontology annotation, biological process: proteolysis. The record is from RefSeq and is a predicted model, not a curated record.